This is a messenger RNA of Malassezia sympodialis ATCC 42132, 1479 nucleotides long. RefSeq lists its product as uncharacterized. NCBI's taxonomy places the organism in Eukaryota, Fungi, Basidiomycota, Malasseziomycetes, Malasseziales, Malasseziaceae. The transcript has 2 exons. Bases 1 to 1479 code for a protein of 492 amino acids. The record is from RefSeq and is a predicted model, not a curated record. Gene Ontology annotation, molecular function: chloride channel activity. Gene Ontology annotation, biological process: chloride transmembrane transport. Gene Ontology annotation, cellular component: cortical endoplasmic reticulum.
AUGUGGAAGGUUCGCGAGCGAGCUCUCGCUGUGCGCUGGGGCAUGACGGGUGUGUCGCGCCACGCCGCUCGGAACUACUCUUUCCAGCCAUCUGCAAUUGUGAACGAUAAGAUUACGGGCGAGCGGACCGAGGUGUUUGAAGAAUGGCGCCGAGAAUUACGCAUUAUUGCUUCGCUUCCUGUCAUCCUUAUCUUUAUUCUGCUUCUACUAACUAUUUUGACCCUAAAUUUCCUAGCCGAGGUCAUCACCGCCGAGGUUUACGAUGGUCCUGGCAAGGCAUUCGUACCUUUUGUACCCACGGUUCUCUAUUCCACAUGUAUUCCGCUGAUCAUGAUGACCUGGAAUGUUACUGCCCGGCUAUUGACCAAGUGGGAGAACCAUGCUACAAUUCGUGCUUACAACGGCAGCUUGACGCUCAAACUAUUUGGAAUGCAAAGCCUAGUGACCUAUGCAGGUCUUGUACUCACAGCCUAUGUAUAUAUUCCUUAUGGCGAGCGAAUCAUCCUUGAGCUCUUUCGUCGUGGAUUCCUGACGGAGAUUUUCCGCGUCGUGUCUGGCGAAGAGCAAUUCUUGAUGCCUAAAAAGCUCAACUUCAAAAUUAGCCCACAACGCCUUCAUUCUCAGCUGUUUGCUCUAUGUGUGUCAGGCCAAAUCAUGAACACCGUUUCGGAAGUCAUCCUUCCUGUUGGCCUGCGCCUCCUAACCCAGGUGCACCGGCGAUGGGCCCAGCGGCGACAAACCGACAUCCAGCAGCCAUCAAGUCAGGACAGCGUGUCCCAGGGCAGCGAAAAUGAAUUUCUUACUCGUGUCCAGGCCGAGUUUCAGCUCCCAGUCAUUGUGAUGUGGUCUGUCAUUUGGCCUCUUGCGCCUACUAUUGGCCUGAUCAAUAACUUCUUUGAGCUCCGCUCCGACACCGUGAAACUGAUCAUCAAUAUGCGGCGACCCAUUCCGUUUCGGGCCGAGUCGAUCGGCAGCUGGCUCAAUGUCAUGACUCUCAUUCUGCGUCUUGCCGUCUUUACAAAUGCAUCGCUCGUGUACUUGUUUGAGACACGACCUGACAGCAAAUCGGGAUCAUUGGAGACAGUGAUGCGUGCCUAUGUUCGUGAAAGCACGAGCACUGCUGGAUCGAUCUUAGCCCGGGUAUCUUCUCACUUUAUAUCCUCGGACAACGCUGGAAGCAUUCUUGCUGCCGCCUUCCUCUGUGCCGUUCUGUGCGACCAGAUCUUUGGUAUCGUUCAGUUGAUCAUUCGCUAUAUCGUCAAGAAAUACAUGUGGGACAACAGCGAGGAAGACUUUGCGAUCCGCAAAGUAGAACAUCUAAAUCGCGUGGCGUUCGUGGAGCGGCUUCAGUCAUCGGACGUCUCUGCCUCAAAGUCAUUGGAUCCAUAUGAGAGUGGUUCUGAUGUCGCGUAUGGAUUUUGGGAUCCUUCAUAUGAUGAUGGCCUCCAGGCCAUUUUCGGUGCCGGAAAACGGGACUGA